This is a messenger RNA of Penicillium argentinense, 486 nucleotides long. RefSeq lists its product as uncharacterized. NCBI's taxonomy places the organism in Eukaryota, Fungi, Ascomycota, Eurotiomycetes, Eurotiales, Aspergillaceae. The transcript is spliced from 5 exons. Bases 1 to 486 code for a protein of 161 amino acids. The record is from RefSeq and is a predicted model, not a curated record.
AUGCAUCUGAACUUCUUCUCCAUGUGUUGUGUCCGUAGCCGGCUUGGAAGCAUUGCGGUCCAGAUGUUGAUCGCCAAAUGGUGCCGUGGUGGCCGAAAGCGGCUUAGGGGCUGGACUCCGCCCGCCAACCUCCGUCUUCACUCCUGCCAUCGCUUCGAUCGCCUCCCCAUCCUCUUCCCCACGGCCUCGCUCUCACCAAUUCGUCGCACCACCGCCAAGAUGAAGCCCGUCGUGUCUGCCUUGAACGCUUGGUCCUGCGUCGUCAUCUCUCUCUUUGCCAUCGUCAUUCUCUCAGUUCUCGGCUCGCUAUUCGGAAGCAACAACCACGCAUACACCGGCACUGAAGGAGAACCUGAAGAUGGAGCCGCCGUCGCCGCCUCGAUUUACACUGCCGUGAUAAUCUACGCUGGUUUCUUCGUUUUCUGCGGAUUCCAAGCCUACCUGCAUCUGCGAGGCAGCAGGGGCGGCGCCAUAUCACUCCAUUAA